CAAAAGUAUCACCCGGAGGAAAUACGCGUAGCACUCUGAGCAAAACUACAAAUCCCACAACAUUUAAGGGACAUUUCAGUUUUGGGGAGCACAGGAGCAGUAUGGCUGGAAGAAUUGCCUCGUUCCUGAAAAAUGCUUGGGCCAAAGAGCCGGUGAUAACGGUGUCAUUUGCCAUUGGAGGACUCGCUGUCAUCUUCCCACUAAUCAGCCCAUACACCAAAUAUUCUAAAAUGAUCAACGAUGUGAUGCCAUAUAACUAUCCAGUUCCAGUACGAGAUGAUGGAAACAUGCCAGAUAUUCCAAGCCAUCCUGCUGACCCCGUGGGACCCAAUUUAGAAUGGUUUAAGAAGAUGUGAAUAUCUACUGCUAAUAACAUUGCUUCCUUUAUGAAUAAAAGUGUUUAUUUAAUUAGA
Messenger RNA from Polypterus senegalus (gray bichir), 413 nucleotides. It is a transcript of the gene ndufa3, whose product is annotated as NADH:ubiquinone oxidoreductase subunit A3. NCBI's taxonomy places the organism in Eukaryota, Metazoa, Chordata, Cladistia, Polypteriformes, Polypteridae. Gene Ontology annotation, cellular component: mitochondrial inner membrane. The transcript is spliced from 4 exons. The record is from RefSeq and is a predicted model, not a curated record. The coding region runs from base 102 to 356 and encodes 84 amino acids.